Mugil cephalus (flathead mullet) is the source of this 14448-nucleotide messenger RNA. RefSeq names its product apolipoprotein B-100-like. The record is from RefSeq and is a predicted model, not a curated record. NCBI's taxonomy places the organism in Eukaryota, Metazoa, Chordata, Actinopteri, Mugiliformes, Mugilidae. Gene Ontology annotation, cellular component: low-density lipoprotein particle; very-low-density lipoprotein particle; mature chylomicron. The transcript is spliced from 50 exons. Gene Ontology annotation, molecular function: RNA binding; cholesterol transfer activity; low-density lipoprotein particle receptor binding. Gene Ontology annotation, biological process: triglyceride mobilization; cholesterol transport; lipoprotein transport.
ACAGGAGAGGUAUAAAAGCCUAAAGGGAGAAGCUCUAAGAUUAGUCUUCACAGAAAGAGGAGGACUCUCCAUUCCUUAAGGCGUCCAGGAGCUAAACGCAUCAUGACGGGUGCAAAGCUCUGCCUUUUGCUGCUUCUGGGCACAUACACAGUGGCCCAGCAAGAUGUGGGAAGUGUUGAUGAACCAUCACCACUUUGCUUUCUGGCCAAAAGAUACAAGAACUUCCAACGAUUUGUGUACAACUAUGAAGCCGAGAGUAUUAACGGUGUGAAUGGAGCCACGGACAACAAGAGCGGCCCCAAAAUCUCCUGCAAAGUUGAGGUUGAUGUGCCCCAGACCUGUAGCUUCAUCCUCCGCACAACAGAGUGUUCUCUGAGUGAGAUCUCUGGCAUGGACGCAGAGGGGAACCCACUGUACAUUGCUGCUGCCGGAGCUGAGGCCUUCAGAGCUGCCAUGGCCAAGAACACUCUGAAGAUCACGGUCGAAGGACGGGCUGAUGUUAAUCUCUACCCUGAGGAUGAUGAGCCUGUCAACAUCCUCAACGUGAAGAGGGGAAUCGUCUCUGCGCUCAUCGUUCCUGAAAUGGAACAGGAGAAGAACAGUGAAAUGCCCACCGUCCACGGACUUUGCCCCACCGACUUCACCAUCAACUCCAGAGAGGUCAUCGCUACCGAUGUGACCGUCAGAAGGGAUCUGUCCAGGUGUGACGCGUUCAGUGCCCGCAGGCAGUACACCAGUCCUGUGGCCCUCAUCACUGGCAUGAACUUGCCUCUGUCCAAGAUGAUCAGCAGCACUCAGACAUGUAACUACAGGUUUGACAACCAGAAGAAGCACAUGACCAGUGGAACCUGCACAGAGAAACACAUCUUCCUGCCAUUCUCUCACAAGAAUGAAUAUGGAAUCUCUGCCAUGGUGAAGCAGACUGUGACUCUCAUGGAGACCGACAAGAUCAACGACAGAGUCUUUGACCGAAAUGAUGACAACCUGAAGAACCUGGCCAUGGAUGUUGUUGACGUCAAGUCUCCUGUGCAGACAAGGGAUGCCGUCAUUGCCACAAUGCAGAAGCUGAAUGCCCUAUCAUCGACCACUCAGGGCGAGGAGCGUGCCGGCCUCUUCAACAAGCUGGUGUCCGAGGUCCGUGGCCUGAAGACUGAUGUCCUGGAUCCUGUUUCCGUCGAGAUGAUGGACAUUUCCAUCCCUCUGACAUUCCAAGCUCUGGUUCAGUGUGGUACCCCAGAAUGCACCAGUGCCCUUCUGACAACUCUCAGGAUCUUUGAUGAUUCUGUUCUUGAGGUUGAUGCUGUUGUCUACGCCCUGGGACUGCUGUCUAACCCAUCUCGCCUGAUGGUGAAAGACUUGCUGGAGAUGGCUCGUUACAAGCAGAGCAAACCAAUCAUGUAUGCACUGAGCAUUGCAGUCAAGAAACUGUACCAGGCUGAGGGUGUCACCCCUGAGAUCACUGCUGUCUAUGAGUAUAUGACUACCCUUCUUGGUGCAGACUGUGCUGGAGACAAAGACCUAACCUUUUUGACCCUAAGGGUUGUUGGUAACAUGGGAGAAGCAAUGGAGGCUGCUGGCCCUGCUAUUAAAACCACCCUGCUGAAGUGCAUGAGACAGCCUGCAACAACUCUGGCUGUGCAGCUGGCAUCCAUCCAGGCUUUCAGGCGCAUGUCGGUGACAGAUGAGGUUCGCUCCAACCUGCAGAGGGUUAGCCAGUACCCCAAGGGUGCUGUGCAGAAGCGCCUGGCAGCUUAUCUGAUUCUUAUGAGGGAUCCCAAAGACAGUGACAUUGAGAUGGUAAAGAAGCUGAUUAAGCAGGAGCAGAACGAGCAGGUCAAGGCUUUCGUGACCUCCCACGUCUACAACAUCAUCUCCUCAUCUGAUUCAGAGACCCAAAAGCUCGGCAAGAAAAUCAUGGCCGCCCUGGAGGACACUGAUGUUGACACACACGACGACUACACCACAAAGUCUCGCAACUACAAGCUGGGCGUGGCACAUGAGAAGAUUGGGGCCAGCGUUCAGGGCAACAUCAUUUUUGACCCCAGUAGCCAGCUGCCGAGGGAAGUUUUGCUGGAAAGUACCCUAAAAGCUUUUGGCUUCAGCAUGGAUAUGUGGGAGGUUGGCAUGGAAGGAAAGGGCUUUGAGCCAACCAUUGAGGCCUUGUUUGGAAAGAAUGGCUUCUUCCCUGACACUCUCUCUAAGACUCUGUAUUGGACUGAGGACAAGAUGCCUCCCAAGGUCAAAGAAGUUCUGGAGAAAUGGGUUGCUCCCCUGAAGUCAGCUGGACAAAAGGUUCCUGAAAAUCUUGUGAGAGAGAUCCUCCUCAACUUUAACAAGCUGGUAAAAGAUCUGCAGAGCCAAGAGACCCCAGAGGCCAUGGCCUACCUGAGGAUCAUGGGAGCUGAGCUUGGCUACAUUAAGACCAGUGACCUGGAGGAAAUUGCUUGGAAUACAGCAAUCUAUACCGACAUUUUCAUGAGCAUCCUGCCUAUGAAGGCCGUGGCUAACCUGAUGUCGAGCACUCAGAAUGAGAUUUUUGCUCAUUACAUCUUCAUGGACAACAAAUUCAUCAUGCCAACAGCAUCCGGUUUGCCUCUGACAUUUGCUCUGUCUGGCACCUUCACUCCUGGUGCAAAGGGAGGCUUCAGCCUCACUCCAAACUUGAAGGAGCUGGUUUUCAUGCCCUCUGUUGGAGUUGAAUUCAUGACUCAGAUGGGUGUCCAUAUGCCUGAAUUUGUUGCCUCUGCUGUUGAGAUGCGUACCAACAUGUACCACGAGAGCGCCCUCAAUGCCAAAAUCACCGUCGAGCAGAACCAGGUCAAGCUUUCCAUCCCGGCUCCUACGGGCACCACAAAGCUCUUCACCAUCAGCAAUGAAGUGCUGAUUGUGGGUGCUGGACAGGCCAUGAAAAUCUCACACACAGAUGGUGAAUCAGACUGCAGGCCUCUCUUCUCUGGAGUCACAUACUGCACCGAAAUUCUUCGGGCCAACACCGGUGACAGGACAACUGUUCCCUACUUCCCAUUGAAUGGAGAGACUAAGUUUACUGCAGUCAUCAAGCCUACUAAAGAGGUCUCUGAGUACACAGCCACCAUCGCUUACAAACUCCUCAGUGAAGGAAAAGACGGCCGCCAGAAGGUUGACUCUGUGAAGAUGACCCUGAAAGCUGAAGGUGCUCAGUCUACUGAGGCUACAGCCACCAUGAAAUACAACAGGAACAGGAACGUCUUCACCACCCAGGUCCUGAUACCUGACUUUGAUGUUGAGGCGGGCGUUAAGCUUGGUUUGACCGACAGCAAUGCCAGAGGAAAGUCCAUCACCCUCGAGAUUUCCAACAAGAACGUGCCCCAGCUCUCUCUGAUUGGCCGCGCCAAGGUUCAGGCUAUGACUGAUGGCAUGCUGCAGGUUCAGCUGUUAGUCCCAUCUCUCAAGACUGAUGCCUCCGUCACUGCUACCAUGAGCAAAACUGAAGAACUUACCAUGGAGAUCAGAAGUUCUGUUAAGGCCAUGGACAUCUCCUCCAUCCAGGCAGUCACCUUGAAAUAUGGUGAAAACCAGGCUGAGGUUAAGCUGAUGUCCAAUAUGAACGCCGACACUAAAUCGUCGCUGUUUUACACCGAAAUGCUCCAGGACUGGUUGAAACAAUUUGCAGAUGAUGUCAUGGAACAGAAGGUUGUCAAUUCUGACAUGAAACUGCGUCACAUUGUCACCAAGGGAAUUGAGGCCAGCAACAUCUGGCUGGACAAGAUCUCAGCUGAUGUUCCCUAUGUUGAAAAUCUGAGGAACAGUAUUGCUGUGGUAGAGAUGCCAUCCAUCCCUGAAAACCUCUUCAUGAAUGUUGAAAGUGCAUUCAGAUACCAGUUCAACCAGAACCGUAUGACAAUCACUAUCCCUCUGCCACUUGGAGGCAAAUCAUCUGAGGAGCUGAGGAUACCUUCAGUGGUUACCUCCCCACGCAUUUCUGUGCCUCAGCUGGGUAUGGACUUUGCACCACAGGAGAUCCAAGUCCCAACUUUUACCCUUCCCUCUGAGUAUGAGCUCACCAUGCCUCUGAUGGGAAUGAUGGAAAUGGCUGCCAAGGUCAACAGCAACUAUUACAACUGGGAGGGAACAGUGUCUGCUGGCAACAGCAGUGCAGAGUCUCCGACUUACGAGGCCGGGUUCAGUGUCAUGGCUGACAGUCCCAUCAAACUUCUGUCCUUCUCAGCUGAGGGAUCUUCCAAAAUCACAGACACAAAUGCAAAAACUAUGGCAAUCACCCUUGAUGGUUCCCUGAAGCACAUGUUCAUCAACACAGGUUUUAAAGUGCUGGAAACCAUUGCUGUCACAGAUAGUGUGCUCUCAACAGGGCAGUAUAAUGUGUAUGCCAUGGCCCCAGUGGGUCUGGACACCUCUCUUACUAUCACCACCCAGCUCACCCUGGACUCAAGCAGGCUGGCUGGAGAUGUAAACACAGAUGGAAGAGUGACUGUUGGGCCCAUGACCGCUUCCACCACCUAUUACCACGCCUUUUCUGUUGAGCCAGCAAAGAAAGAAGCAAAACUGGAAAGUUCACUGAGGAUGAACUCUGAAAUCCUGAAGUUUGUAAGCAUGAUGAAGGCGUCAUAUGCAAACGAAGAACUUCUGAUUGAGUCUUCCGCCGACCUGAACAGCGAGAUCAUGAAGCACACCUCUAAAAUGAACCUUAACUACAGGGAUGUCAAGCUUACAAUGCUGUGUGACUCCGUGACCAAGGCCGAAAGAAGAAUGCUUCAUAGCCAGGUUGAGUUUUCUGCCUUUGGAGGACAGGCCACCCUCAGAAUUGAGAAUACAGCCGAUGACACAGAGAACCGUUUCUACUCUUUGCUUACUGGAUCCAUGAGCCCUUCUGGCAUGGAGAUCAAUACUGAUGCCUCCAUGAAGAUCCUUUCAAGCAUUGCUUCCCACAAGGCAACCUUGGCCCUGAAUAUGAAUGGCCUGACCACCACCUGCACAACAACUGCUCAGCACAGCCCACUCACAUUUGAGAAUGUUUUCCAUGCCGGACUUGAAACCUCUGGUGCCACCGUGUCUAUCACAACAAAGGGAUCCAUUAAAGAGAACAAAGCUGAACUCAAUGUUGAGGGGAAGGUUGCGAGCACAGAAAUCUAUCUGAACAGCAUGUUUAAGGGUAACCUCUUUGACAUCAACAGCAGGAAUAGAGUAAACUUCAGACUGAACGAAGAUGGCUUGGUUCUCUCUAACAACUUGGUUGGAUCUUUCAAUGAGAUGAGGACCGAUAAUACCCAUUCACUGUCUCUUACACUGAAAUCUUUUACCCUCCAGUCCAAGACUGACAAUUUCCUUGACAACAGCAACUCCUACAUGCACGACAUCACAGUCAACAUGGAGCGUUUCACUGCCUCAGCUAUUGUGAAAAAUGACCUGAAGAUAAUGGAAGUCAACUUUGUGAAUGAUGCUCAGUUCAAGGCGGAGCCCUACAGCAUGAUGCUGACUGGAACCAUGAUGGGAGUCUUCUCAGAGGAAGAGCUCAAGCAGACUUAUGAAAUCAAGUUUGCUGACAUGGUCCUGUCUGCAAAGUGCAACACCAACGGCAAGCUCCUUGGAUCUCACAUGUCACACGCUACUGAUAUGGAGGUUUCUGGUCUGACCCUGAAGUUCAACAACAUUGCUAACUUCAACUCACGUGCUCUUCGCCUGGACAGCACUGUCAAAACUGUUGCUGCUCCCUUCAUGCUGACCAUUGAAGCCAUUUUCAAUUCAAACGGUGGUGUGAAUGUAUAUGGACACCAGAGUGGUGAACUGUACAGCACAUUCCUCCUGAAGGCAGAACCCAUGCUGUUAACACAUUCAUUUGAGUGCAGAGCCUCAACCUCACAUGAACUGCAGGGCAGGUCCACCAUCAAAACCAACAUGGACAACGCGUUCAGCAGCCUGCUGAGCCUCCAAGAGCAGAGUGUCACAGCGAAGAUGAUAUCUAAUUUAAAUGAGCACACUUUUAAUCAAGAAAUUAGUGCCUAUAACAAUGCAGAGAGAAUGGGAGUUGAAAUGAAAGGAGAAAUCUCAACCCCCUUCUUCAGCGAGGCUGGUGAAAAUUAUGCCAUCUCUGGAUUUGUGAAGUAUGACAAGAACAGUGACAGCCACUUCAUCCAAAUCCCAUUCAUUGAGUAUCUGCCAGAAGUGAUUGAAAACAUGAAGACCACAGUGAUGAGGCUGAUGGAUGACAGCAUUGAAAUGUUGAAAGACGUCAACACCAGGUAUCAGAUCAGUGCCAAAAUUCAGAUGAAAUUGACAGAACUGAAGGACGUCAUUGAAAAUUUUGACUUGAACCUCUUCAUCCAAGAUCUGAAAAAGUUCUUCAAUACAAUGGAAAAUUACAUGGUUGACCUGACAGCCAAGUUCCCAACUGACAAAGUUAUGAAUCUCCUGAAAUCGAUCAAGGACACUGUCAUGGCUUGGAUCAAGAAAUACAACAUUACUAACAGGUUCAAUGUGCUUUACACCAAAGUAGAAGAGAUCCUGUCCAGCUAUGAGGUUGAAAAAUUGAUUGGCGCCAUCAUGGAUGAGCUUGUUAAAAUUAUGAAGCAGUAUCAGGUGAGGGAAAAGAUUCAACUUGCAUUUGAUGCCCUCAGGUCAAUUGACAUCCAGCCACUGAUGAAAAAGGCUAUGAUGCCUGUUCAAGAGCUUAUGAAUGAGCUAUAUUCCUUUGACUUCAAACAACUGAUUGAUGAUAUGAGUGACUACUUCAUGAGAAUGGUCCAAAAGAUCAGAUCUUUUGAUUAUGACACAUUCACUAGGGAGCUGAAAGAGAAAGUGGCUGAUAUGAGUAAGAUUCCCUGUUUUGGAAAACUUUAUGGUGAGUUCAGAGUUAACUCACCUCAUUACAAACUGCUGACUACUGCUGACCUGGAGAACACCACCACAACAUCGGUCACACCAGAGUUCAAAAUGAACCUCAACUCGCAGGGUACAUCUACUUUGAAAAUCCUUGACUUCACUGUUGAUGCCAGCGCACAUAUGGCUUUACCCAAGAUGAGACGCUUGUCCAUCUCUGAGAUCCUCAAGGUUGAUCAGUCAUACAUUACAAUUGACCACAAGGGAACAAUGACUCUCUAUGGACUGUCCGCUCAGGCUUCAGCUGAGACUACUGCAAAGGCCACAACUGAAAUGUAUGUUGCAGAGCUUGUCAACAAUGCAUUCUUUGCCAUGGAAAAUGGAGUUUCUGCCACGGUGGAGACUGCCUACAAGCAUGAUCUUAACAUGCCACCACUCCGCAUCAUCAGUGAAGCCAAGUUGAAUCAAAAGACAGUCUUUGUGGUUGAAGCUGGAACUGCCAGUCUGACCUUUAACAAUCUGGCCACUGAAAAAUAUACAGUCAAAGACUAUUCAGAUGAGGUAACCCACAAGAGUGACAUAGAGGUGGUUAUGGAUCUCCACACAGCAAAGAUGACCUUCGCUGGAGAAACAGGCUGCGGCUACUUUAAGAUGAAUCAAAAUGUGGUGGCCGAUAUGUGCAUUUUCCGUCAUGUAAUUAUUGAUGCUAAGUUUGAAACAGAUACACCUUUCAUCAAGGGCAGCGUUGCAGAAGUCAAGCUCCAAGCUAAAGUUGAAGACAUGAAAAUUGAUUUCACUGCCUCUCACAAUGCACAAUUGGCUGGUCGGGUUGAGGGAACUCUUUCUAGCUCUGCACUUGCUCUGGUCUCACCUAAGGAGCUUGUGUUUGAUACCAAGAACAAGGGAAAUGCCAACAUUCCCCUUCCAUUCAUGCUGCCUGGAAAGAUGGAUCUCCAGAAUGACAUUGCUUUUACCCUGAACUCUGAAGUGCAGCAAGCUAGCUGGACAGGUCUGGCAAAAUUCAAUGAAUAUAAAUACUCCCAUUAUUUCAGCAUGGAUAAUGGUGAAAGAGAGAUUAACAUCUUCUCCCAGAUCAAUGCAGAGACAAAUCUUGAUUUGCUGAAGGUGCCCAUCAACAUUCCUGAAAUACCUGUGCCAUUUGUUGACAUGAACACACCAAGAGUGAAAGACUUCACACUGUGGGAAGAUGCUGGCCUGGGCUACCUCCUGAAAACAACUGAGCAGACAUUAGACAUGCACUCCAAGCUGAAGUACAUUAAGAACACAGACAUGGUCACCAUUGACAUUAACAUGGAUCCAGUCAUCAAUGCCGUUAAUACCAACAUCAAGGCACUGCACAAGAAAGUGCUCAUCAGCAAGGACCAGGCUGCUGCCAUCCUCGCUGCAUCAUAUGACAAAGCAAAGGCAGAGUAUGAAAAGUACAGCAUUGAGUUGCCUAAAACCAUCACAGUCCCUGCCUACAAAGUUCCAGUGAUGGAUGUUGAGAUGUCUACAUUCACAAUUCCUCUACCUGAUUUCACUCUUGUCACAAUGCCUUCCAUGCGUGUUCCAUCUGCCCUCAGCAAGCUUACUCUUCCAAAAAUCACCCUGCCCAAAAUUCAGAGCAUCAAGAUCCCACUGAUGGGUGAUUUGACUUAUGAGUUCUCAAUGAAGACAGGAGUGGUCACACUGCAAACUGAUGCCAGCAUACUCAACAAGGACGGCAUAACCAUGAAGCUUGACGCUUUCUCAGACUCUGAAUUUGACAUUCUCAAAGGAAAGAUUGAAGGUAGCACAAACGUGAACACAGUGGAUGGACUCAAAAUGGCCUCCGUCCUGACCGUGAAAAAUUUGAUGCUAGAGGGAACCCAUGACAGCGCCAUCGUCUUGAGUUCAAAAAAUGUUGAUACCUCCAUCACCAAUUCAGGAAAGGUCCAUUUCCCUGCCCUGACCAUGGAAUUCAACCAGGAGCUUACUGGAAAUCCAGAGGAAGGCCUUAUUGUCUCCAUGUCCACUCCAUCUACCGGACUGAUUGCAGUACAGGUGCAGACUAAACAGCCAGCACAAGUGAAAGCAAGACUCUAUGGUCGUUACCCGUCUGAGCCAACAACCGACAUUGACAUUGCGGGUCUUAAGAUGUCUGUGAACUCUGAGAAGCUGAACCUUCAGACAACCUGGAAUACGGAGAUGCCAUACGAGAUGUUGCUGGGACUGAAGAACCAGGUGCCUGUCGUCAUGGAUAUUGCAUCUGUUCAAGCUACCGUAGCAUACAACGAAAUCAACAAACAGUCUAGAAAGCUUGACAGUUUCUUUGGGUGGGCUAAAAAGCAGGGUAAAGUGAUGUUGAAGAGAGCUGCUGACAACCUUGCAGCAGUAAAUCCUUCUGAUGUUAUGACAUCUUUCACAGAUAAGACCAUUUUAAUCCUCAGAGAGUACCAAAGGAAAGUUGAAAUUGUACUUGAUGCUGUUGUUAAAUUCCUGAGGGAGACCACAUACCAGCUCCCAGGCUAUGAGCAGAGGCUUUCUGGGCUUGAGGUCUAUCAGAAAUUCACUGCCUUUGUUGCUGACGUAUCUGAGGAGGCUGCUGAAAAAAUUCCACAGUACUUUGCUUUCAUGUUUGAAGGGGCCCUUAAUUAUUUCCAGGCCAUUCAGUUUACCCAUCCCGUCUCUGGCGAUAUUGUCACUGGAAAAGAAAUUCUUGAAAACUUGCUAGUAGCUUUGAGGAAAAUCCAGAGCCAAGUGAUUGAUACUGUGAGGAAUGUGCAGCUGGAGGAUAUCAUUAGGAAACUGUCAGGAUUCAUGCAGUUCACUGUAGAACAGUGUGAGAGGUUUCUCCAGAAUCUAAAAUCUGAGAAUGUCCAGAAGCUCUUUGCAUUUAUGACUGAUGUGUACAAUGAUGCCCUGAACUCUCGUGUCCUGGCUGACGUUGCUGAGCGGGCUGAAGUAGUCCAAAGAGCCGUAAUGAAAUAUCUGAAAUCUGUGCUAGCUAAACUCCAGAGCUUUGUAGCUGACAUGUCUAAUGAAGAGCUUAGAGCCGACAUACAGUCCAGGAUCGAUGGUAUGGUAAAACGCAUUAACAAAGUCCACAACAAUGUCACUAGGACCCUUAAGCAAAAAAGCAAAAACAUUGAACAAUAUGUGAGAGUCGGUGACAGACAGAUAGAAAUUGACAUUCCUCUGCCAUUUGUCUCCAGAUCCAACUACUGCCCGUGUAGCAGUUUCGAAUACUUCCCAGAUCCCCUCCUUGGUUUUAGCGGAGCACUCCAAAUAGUCAUAUGCGCCAAUGCGCAUGGCCAUGGCCCGGCCAUCCUCUGUUUUCACUGGCUCCAGCUUCAGCCGCGACAGCUCGUUCUUCACGUUCUCGUCGUUGCGCAGAUCCUUCUUGUUGGCCACUAGUAUGAUGGGCACAUUCGGACAGAAGUGUUUGACCUCAGGGACCCACUUUUCGUGGAUGUUUUCCAACGAGUCCGGGCUGUCCACGGAGAAGCACAUCAGAAUGACAUCGGUGUCCGGGUAGGAGAGUGGGCGCAGCCGGUCGUAGUCCUCCUGUCCGGCGGUGUCCCACAAAGCCAGCUGGACUUGCUUGUUUUCCACUUCUAUGUCCGCAACGUACGUCUCAAAAACGGUCGGAACAUACACCUCGGGAAACUCGUCUUUGCUGAACACAAUCAGUAGACAUGUCUUCCCGCAUGCGCCGUCCCCCACCACCACAAGUUUCUUUCGUAUGUCAGUCAUUCCUGCCUUUUCUCACCCGAAAUGAAGCAUCCAAACCACCGAGACGUGCUGCUAUCUCAAUCCGCUCCUUAUUAUGACCUAAAGGUAACUGGAGAGACUUGUCCCGCAAGCCGAUCCUUCCUCCCAAACCCAAAACCUUUACCGGUAUCCACGGCGAUCUCUAUUUGGCCUGACGGCGUGCAACAAGCACAGAGCCUCUCUCGACGCGACAAGGCGCUUUACCGUGGAAUGAGCGUUCCAUGCAGCAUCCUAGGUAUGAAUGACGUGGCCUGGCAGGAGACAAGAGGUGGGAUGCUGCAUGCAAAUGGUGCUCCCGAGACCGGGGGUGUCCGAGUUCAUGCUGGAGGGCCCCUGGCUUCAGUUGGAGGUGCUGGGCAAGCUCCUGGAGGACCACACUUGCAGGGCAUGGACAGGGGAGCUAACGCCACCCCGGGUACCCCACAGCCUCCGCUGAGUGGACGAUCUCAGGAUGACGCCACGGUUGGAUACUUCUUUCAGAGGCAGCCUGGAGAGCAGCUCGUGGGUUGCACCCCCAGCAAGCACCGCUGGCCAACUGGAGAUGCUAAUCAUGUUGAUCAGGUCCGUGCCGUGGAUGAAAUGAACUAUCAAUUUCAAGCUCUAGCUUUGGAGUCCAGGGGCAUGGGAGAGCUUUUGCCAGCUAAAAAGCUCUGGGAUUCUGAUGAGUUGGCCAAGGAUGGAAGGAAGGGGAUGCUUCUUGGAGAGGAGUGGAGGGACAAUGCGUGGGGACCGUCCCACCAUUCAGUGUCCCAGCCGAUCAUGGUGCAGCGGCGACCAGGCCCCGGUUUCCACGGGAACGGCGACGCCAACUCUGUGCUGUCACCUCGCUCGGAGGGCGGAGGCCUGGGCGUGAGCAUGGUCGAGUACGUACUGAGCUCCUCUCCCGGUGACAAGAUGGAGGGUCGCUACAGGAACGGUGGAUAUGGUGGGGGAGAUGCCGACCAAGACGGGAGAGAGAAGAGCGAUGCCCAAGAGAAGGUGUCCCCCUUUGAGGAGGACAAGAGCCCAGAGAUGAAGGUGGGAGAGGAGAACGAUCCCGCCAAAGCCAACGGAAGAGGUCUUCUAAAUGGCAUGGACAGAGACUGCAAAGACUUCAAUCCAACUCCCGGAAGCCGCCAAGCUUCCCCCACCGAGGCCGUGGAGAGGAUGGGCCCCAGCCAGACAGGGCUGGAGAUGAUGGGACAGCACCACCCCCACGCCCUCCAACAACAGAACCCCGCCCAAAACAAGGUCCCGACCGAGGACUUCCAGAACCAGGAAGCCCAGAACAUGGGGGGCAUGGAGCAGCAGGCCGGCGUGGAGUCCCUACAGUUCGACUACGCUGGGAACCAGAUUCAGGUGGACUCCUCAGGGACUCCAGUAGGACUGUUUGACUACAACUCUCAGCAGCAGUUGUUCCAGCGAUCUAAUACCCUCACUGUUCAACAGCUCACUGCGGCUCAGCAACAACAAUAUGCCCUGGCUGCCGCUCAGCAGCAGCAUCUCGCUGGACUUGCUCCUGCAUUUGUGCCAAACCCUUACAUCAUUAAUGCUGCCCCUCCGGGAACUGAUCCCUACACUGCCGCUGGGCUGGCGGCAGCGGCCACGCUCGCAGGCCCCACAGUUGUUCCACCACAGUACUACGGCGUCCCCUGGGGAGUGUACCCUGCCAAUCUUUUCCAGCAACAGGCUGCAAAUACUGCCAAUCACUCGGCUAAUCAGCAAGCAUCCAAUCAGGGACCAGGCCCAGGCCAACAGGUGAUGCGCCAAGGAACUAACCAGCGACCUCUUACACCUGGGCAAGGACAACAGAGUCAGCAGGAAUCUUUAGCUGCAGCCGCUGCUGCAAACCCUGCAUUGGCAUACGCAGGAAUGUCAGGUUAUCAGGUUUUGGCCCCCGCAGCCUACUACGACCAGACUGGGGCCCUGGUGAUGGGUCCUGGUGCCCGAACCGGUCUGGGUGGCCCAGUUCGUCUAGUCCAGACCCCUCUUCUCAUCAACCCUGCGGCCGCACAAGCUGCAGCUGCAGUGUCGGCAUCUGGCUCUGGUAACAACAUGUCCGGUCCCCCAGCCAACGGACUGUACCGCUCCAUGCCUCAGCCUCAGCCCCAGCCCCAGCAGCAGCAGGCCCCGCCGCCCAGCAGCGGCCUCCCCUCCAGCUCAUUCUACGGCUCCGGGUCGGUCCCCAACACCUCCCAGAGCAGCUCCCUUUUCUCACACACCUCUGCUGCCCCACCACCUCCGAGCUCCUCCCUGGGCUUCAGCAGCACCGGCGGCUCCCUGGGUGUCGGCCUGGGCUCUGCCCUCGGAGGCUUCGGCUCCUCUGUGUCCAGCUCCACCAGUAGUAGUGUGUCUCGCAGGGACUCCCUCUUGGCAAGUUCUGACCUCUACAAGCGAGGGGGCAGCAGUUUAACUCCCAUUGGCCAACCUUUUUACAACAGCCUGGGUUACUCCUCUUCACCCAGCCCCAUCGGCCUCACACCAGGUCACUCCCCACUCACUCCUCCACCUUCUCUGCCCUCCUCUCAUGGAUCCUCUUCCAGCCUUCACCUAGGUGGCCUGACAAAUGGCAGCGGGCGUUACAUUUCUGCGGCUCCCGGAGCCGAGGCCAAAUACCGAAGCGCCGGCGGCACGUCCAGCCUGUUCAACUCCACCAGUCAGCUGUUCCCGCCGUCCCGGCCCCGCUACAGCCGCUCCGACGUCAUGCCGUCCGGACGCAGCCGCCUGCUGGAAGACUUCAGGAACAACCGCUUCCCGAACCUCCAGCUCCGUGACUUGCCAGGGCACAUGGUGGAGUUUUCUCAAGACCAGCAUGGAUCCAGAUUUAUACAACAGAAGCUAGAGAGGGCCACUCCUGCUGAGAGGCAGAUGGUGUUUGGAGAGAUUCUGCAAGCAGCAUACCAACUGAUGACUGAUGUAUUUGGGAACUAUGUCAUCCAAAAGUUCUUUGAGUUUGGAAGUGCAGACCAGAAGCUGGCUUUGGCGACACGCAUUCGUGGACACGUCCUCCCCCUGGCUUUGCAGAUGUAUGGUUGCAGAGUGAUUCAGAAAGCUUUGGAGUCCAUUUCCUCAGACCAGCAGGUAAUUAGCGACAUUGUCCGUGAGUUGGAUGGCCACGUGUUGAAGUGUGUGAAGGACCAGAAUGGAAACCAUGUGGUGCAGAAGUGCAUUGAAUGCGUCCAGCCUCAGGCCCUGCAGUUCAUUAUUGAUGCCUUCCAGGGACAGGUGUUUGUGCUCUCCACUCACCCUUACGGCUGCAGAGUCAUCCAAAGGAUUUUGGAGCACUGCACCCAGGAGCAGACUCUGCCCAUCCUGGAGGAGCUGCAUCAGCACUCUGAACAGCUGGGCCAGAAAUAUCAAGGCGUAUCAUUGGAGAUGACACCCAAAACAUAUUAUACAGUGUCCCGUGAUGCACUGUUCAAGGAUCAGUACGGUAACUACGUCAUCCAGCAUGUUCUGGAGCACGGACGACCCGAAGAUAAGAGCAAGAUAGUGGCAGAGGUUCGUGGGAAGGUGCUCGUCCUGAGUCAGCAUAAGUUUGCAAGUAACGUUGUGGAGAAGUGCGUGAUCCACUCCUCACGCGCGGAGAGAGCUCUGCUGAUCGACGAAGUGUGCUGCCAGAAGGACGGCCCCCACAGCGCCUUGUACACCAUGAUGAAGGACCAGUACGCCAACUACGUUGUCCAAAGAAUGAUCGACAUGGCGGAACCCGCUCAGCGUAAAAUCAUCAUGCACAAGAUCCGGCCUCACAUUGCCACUCUCCGUAAGUACACUUACGGGAAGCACAUUCUGGCCAAGCUAGAGAAGUACUACAUGAAGAGCGGCUCUGAGCUGGGUCCCAUCGGCGGCCCCACGAACGGCCUCAUGUAGUCUGGUCGACAUCCCGAGUCCCCCCCUUACCCC